GCUGCGAUUUUAUUAUUUUAGAACACUCGAAUGCUCACUGGCAACUUGAGACUAUUUUUUUUAAACGGGACUGCAAGACAGCGAGUCAUCGUAAUAAUAUACACCUUUAAAUCCCAUCGUUAUUGCGCUCCGAUUUUGGACUAAGCUGGGGGAAGCGAUGGACGUUAUACACUCUUCUACCUAAAGGACACCUGAAACCCGUCUGUGAAAAAUAAUUCUGAUGAAUGGAAUUCGGCCUCCUAGCGAUAUUCAACUAAUGCCGCCCUGAGCCGGACCCUAUAGUUUCAUAACUAUCGUGUUAUAGAUGCUGAGUCUCAUCGGCAAAUGUCAUCGGUGUAGUUUUCAAAAUGGUGUACAUACAUUUAUCAAAUGAGACUCACUUGUUAGGCUAAAGUGUGUGCUUUGCGGAACUUUAAUGAGUCAAAUCGACUAGUUACUUUGCACAAACUAGCUAAAAUGGAAAGCGUUCUGAAAGCAGCGGACAUCACUGCAGCCCUUGAGGCAUGCAAAGGCGCCGACUCGUUCAGCUACAAAACAUUCUUCGCUAAAGUCGGCCUGGCCGCAAAAACUCCUGCUGACAUCAAGAAGGUUUUCGACAUCAUUGACCAGGACAAGAGCGGCUUCAUUGAGGAGGACGAGCUGAAACUGUUCCUGCAGAACUUCUGCAAGGGUGCAAGAGCGCUGACGGACAAGGAGACAAAGGAAUUCCUCAGUGCAGGCGACACCGACGGCGACGGCAAAAUCGGAGUAGAGGAGUUCUCUGUCGUGGUUACUAAAAAGUAACUGACCAGCACAUCUUGCUUCGAAAGGAACAACAUUGCCCAAGACCUCCCCUUUUCAUCUGAAUAUAAAUAAUUUUUAUACAUUUGCUUACGACAUGCCUGCAGAAUGUUUAAUACCAUGCAGCACACUGUUCAAAGUGGUGAUUGUGAAUGUAGCGCGGUUGUGUUUCAUGUCUUAAAUAUGAAUUUUGCUUAUUGUAAAAUCUAUGAUGCACUUUUCGGGAACGGAACGAUAAGAAAAGAAUAAACAUUCUUUUGCAAUAUAAA
Messenger RNA from Conger conger (European conger), 1049 nucleotides. RefSeq names its product parvalbumin beta-like. Lineage: Eukaryota; Metazoa; Chordata; Actinopteri; Anguilliformes; Congridae. The record is from RefSeq and is a predicted model, not a curated record. The coding region runs from base 457 to 783 and encodes 108 amino acids. Gene Ontology annotation, cellular component: nucleus; cytoplasm. Gene Ontology annotation, molecular function: calcium ion binding. The transcript has 5 exons.